Messenger RNA from Anneissia japonica, 1541 nucleotides. Its product is annotated as glutathione S-transferase theta-1-like. Gene Ontology annotation, cellular component: cytoplasm. The coding region runs from base 76 to 741 and encodes 221 amino acids. Gene Ontology annotation, biological process: glutathione metabolic process. NCBI's taxonomy places the organism in Eukaryota, Metazoa, Echinodermata, Crinoidea, Comatulida, Comatulidae. Gene Ontology annotation, molecular function: glutathione transferase activity. The transcript is spliced from 5 exons. The record is from RefSeq and is a predicted model, not a curated record.
AGAUACGUGGUCAUAAAAUAGAAUAGUUGAGUGUAAUCUUUCUCAUUUCGUGAUCAGUGUAGUCAAGAUAAAAAGAUGUCUUUAACAAUUUACUACGACGUUGUAUCUCAACCAAGCAGAGCCGUUUUGAUCUUUUGUAAAAUGAAUGGGAUCGCAUACACAGGGAAACAUAUACAACUGAAAAAGGGAGAUCACUUAAGUCCUGAAUACACAUCGUUCAAUCCUGCCCAGGUUGUUCCGACGAUUAAAGAUGGCGAUUUCUAUCUCGGCGAAAGUGUCGCAAUAUUGAGGUAUCUCGCUGCAAAAUACAAGGUAGCUGACCACUGGUAUCCAGCAGACCUGCAAGCCCGAGCACGAGUAGAUGCCUACCUGGCCUGGCAACACACUGGUCUUAGAGCACCUUGCCUUGAUGUGGUGAUGGAAGAGGUUUUUGCAGUAGUAUUGAUGGGAAAGCCAUGUGACCCAAAAGAAUUAAAGCGAAAGAUUGGUAAACUCACACCCAGUUUCAAGAAGUUCGAAACCAUCUUCCUUAAAGAUCAGAAGUUCGUUUGCGGUGAGCAAAUAUCAGUGGCCGAUAUUAUGGCAUUGAGCGAGAUUGUUCAAGUGCUGACUUGUCCGUCUUGCAAAGACUUCCUGAAAGACUUCCCAAAGAUAGCCGCAUGGAAAGAGCGUGUAGAAUCCAUCCUGAACCCCUACCAUCAAGAAUUGGUUGACCAGAUGCAAGCUGUCGCUAAUUCUUAGGUAAACAGUGGCUUUCUGAUAGAUAGGCCUCAGUCGACAACCUGGACAACAUUGUUAACUAAUAGUUGAGACUUAAGGAGAUGAUAGAAAGAGAAGAAUUUACUAUGAUACCGCUCAGUCCUAUUUAAACUCGGUUCACAUUUGAGUAAUUUAGACGCCUACAGAAAACUCUACAUCGACGUCUAAAUGGACCUUUCCGCUAGCCCUGCCCCUUGUUUUUUAAUGUCCCACCACAGGCCCUAUAUGACACGAACCAACAGCGUUUAGGACGAUAAGUGCACUUGCAGGACCAGCCCUGCUCGGUCAAGUUUAAAACUUGAAUGCCACUCCAGAAAGGUCCAUUACUCAGUGUGAAGCCUUCAAUGCGCGCAUGCUGAGAGGUAUCUGCGUAUGGUUACGAAAACAGAGAGAACCACUUCAAUUAAGGACAGUACCGUAUUUGAUGAAGAGGUGCAUUUUAAUUAGCAUCUUUUACAUGGCCAAAUUAACAAUUAGCCUAAAUAAUGAUUUUUUUUCCACAUUGUUUCCAUGUCGAAUUAGGGCUAUAUUGUAAUUGUAAAUUUAUAACUACUAUGUUUGUCGAAAAGGUGGAUUGAAUAGUAUACCGUAAUAGUGAAAAGCUAAUAAUUGUUUAAAGACUUCAAUACUUUUUGAUACAGGGUGUAAAUGUUUGUUCGUCGUGUGGAUCUGUCUCUCGAAAUGUCGUGGUUCAUACAGUACUUUAGCGAGUCUGUUCAGUGCGUAUAGUCUGAGAAUAAAAGAGAUAUUAUUAUGUUUGAAUAAAUCGAAAAUUUCAGAAA